AUGUCCCUCCACAACGGCGCAUACAGCCAUCAGGGCUACUGCGCGCCGCCAUACAGCCAGGGAUAUCACCACCCACCCGGCGGCCAGAUGUACUCCGACACCUACACCGGCCGCGACAGCACGCAAAUCUACUACACCCCCGACAACAACCCUCCCAGCACGGCAUCGUCGACGCGCAGCUCGCAGCAGCGGUACUGGUACGGCCAGCCGGACACCCGCCGGUACAGCGGCGGAGGAUGCUCGCCCGAGUCGGACCGCUUCAACAGGAAACGGAGGCGGUGCACGUACAUGUACUACGUCCUCCGCCAGCUGGCCAUCAUCGUGCCGCUCGUCGUCGUUUUCCUGAACGUCAACAUCUACGUGUCGCGGAGAGGGAAGUAUCUGAACGAUUCGACGAGCCCGAGCGAUCCCAUCUUUUACGCCAUGUGGCUGUCCGUUCCGUUGUCUGUGCUGUUGAUGAUUUGGUCCAUUACGACGGUCAUCUUUCGCAAGCGGGAUGCGGCGCGCGGCGGGAUCCCGAAGCAUUUCCAUUUCGGCAUGGAGUUGUGUUUCUCGCUCGGCGCGACGAUUUGCUGGAUCCUGCUGGUGAUCCAGAUCGAGUCGAAGAAGUCAAACGGAUACUACGCAUAUCCGUAUAUCCAGUACGAGGCCGCGUUGGCAUUUUUGCUCGGCCUCAUCAUGCUGUCUGAAUUCGGUCUUCUGGGACGGGCAUGGUUCGAGUUCAGCAACGACAGGACGCGGCAUGAGAGCGAGGCCAUGGUGCAGGUUUGA
This is a messenger RNA of Colletotrichum karsti, 771 nucleotides long. RefSeq lists its product as uncharacterized. NCBI's taxonomy places the organism in Eukaryota, Fungi, Ascomycota, Sordariomycetes, Glomerellales, Glomerellaceae. The transcript has 3 exons. Bases 1 to 771 code for a protein of 256 amino acids. The record is from RefSeq and is a predicted model, not a curated record.